Messenger RNA from Trichomonas vaginalis G3, 1740 nucleotides. Its product is annotated as GTPase activator, FI04035P family. Gene Ontology annotation, molecular function: GTPase activator activity; protein binding. Gene Ontology annotation, biological process: signal transduction. The coding region runs from base 1 to 1740 and encodes 579 amino acids. Lineage: Eukaryota; Parabasalia; Trichomonadida; Trichomonadidae. The transcript has a single exon. Gene Ontology annotation, cellular component: cytoskeleton; cytoplasm. The record is from RefSeq and is a predicted model, not a curated record.
AUGGAAGAAGAGGAAGAAGGACCAUCCUAUUAUGCAUAUUAUGAUCAAGAGAACGAGACAUAUUACUAUUUCAAUAAUCAAACGAAAGAAACCUGCUGGAUUUAUCCAACAGAUGGCGACGUUUUAGAUCCACGAACUGGAGACAUUUUUCCAGAUCCAGACAAAGCUGAACCGGAGCCAUAUGGAAGGCGUUCUUCAUAUGAUUCAUCCGAUAUCAAUUCUGUCUCAAAUUCGUCAAAAAUGAAUCGUUCUACAGUAGCUUGGACGCCCAGACCUCGAUUUUCCACAUUGAUUCUUAAUUGUGGAUCAAGUAGUACAUUCAAAGUGUCAAUUCCAGAAGAAGUUCUCAGGUAUGAUCCAAAAUAUCAUCGCGCGCAAGAAGCAGGUCAAGUAAUCACAAAUGACAGCGAAUCAAAGGACGACAGCGGAGGUACAUCAGAAGAGAAUUCUACUGAUCCAAAUCUUUCUGCAAAACCAAGAAUAUUCUCUUAUGAUCAAAAAUUUCCUCGUAAACAGCAAAAGAGCAUCAACUUAAGCUCCAACUCUAAUUACAUGGAUACGAAGAUACGCGAAAGUGCAAGCGGUGGCAUUGCUCUUCAAGAUUUUGCUCGAGAACAUUUCAAAAAAGCUCAUCGAGGUUUUUCAAGGCAAUCUGUAUCAAUGGACACUCUGACAUCAUACGAAAAAGAGUGUAUUUCCGAACCAUUGCUCAGUAACCUCCCAGACAGCCUUCAAAAAUCAGCAAUUCAUAUGUUCAAACAAAUUCUGGAAUAUACAGGAGCAAACGGCAAACAGAGAAACGACAACGCCUCAGUAGAGCUCGUUCGUACUGUUUUAAAGGACGACAGACUCAUCGAUGAGUGUUAUUUUCAACUCAUUAAGCAAACGAACGGAAAUCCUCACAAAGAUAUUCUUGGCUACACAUGGGAGUUGUUCUGCAUAAUCGCAACGAUCUUCCCGUGCAGCAAAGAUGUCGAAGUUUGGAUCCAAGCUCAUAUUGCAUCUUCAAUUUCGAACGAAGACACAAAGAUACGGCUUUUAUGUACAUUCACAUAUAUCAGAUUUACAUCCCGAUGCUCUACAGGCGAAACCAUGCAAAAUGUAACAGACGCGUACAUCAAAGAAAUUCCGAUCCACUACAGAACUACGAAUCUUACAUUUGGCGUAUCCCUGUACGAACUCAUGUGGGGCCAGCGUCGUAUCAUGCCUCAAUGUCCCUUGCCUUACUUCCUUGUCCAGAUAAUCAGAGCCCUCAUCGACGCCGGCGCAUUUACUAGGGAAGGAAUCUUCCACAUCACCGGAAACAUCAAGAUUGUCGACGAACUAGAGCGCGCGAUCAACAUGGGCGACGUUGUCCUCGACACAGCCGAUGUUGACGACCUCGCAUCACUUCUGAAGAGGUUUUUCAGAGAGUUAGUUGGUCGGGUCGUUCCACAGUCAGAGAUUGGAUACAUGGCUCAGAGUAUUAAAGAUGGAACAGCGAUUGACUUCGCUGCGAACCUUCCUCCAGUGAAGUCCAUAACUUUGGCUUAUUUGGUCGGAUUUCUUCAGGAACUCGUUCAGCACCAGGACAAAACACACAUGUCUCUGAAGAAACUGGCCGCUCUCUGGGCUCCGAACAUCAUGCAGGAGGAUCUGAAGAAUCCAAACAAUAUCAUUGUGUCUGAAAAGUUCCUGGAAACAUUGAUUACAAACUGGGACGUGUCUGAUGUUUAUCCUUACAAAGGACAACUCUUGUGA